Molecule: messenger RNA, 3089 nt
Organism: Elgaria multicarinata webbii
Lineage: Eukaryota; Metazoa; Chordata; Lepidosauria; Squamata; Anguidae
Product: cadherin-6
Exons: 11
Coding region: 127-2499 (790 amino acids)
Biological process (GO): cell-cell adhesion mediated by cadherin; calcium-dependent cell-cell adhesion; cell-cell junction assembly
Cellular component (GO): adherens junction; catenin complex; plasma membrane
Molecular function (GO): calcium ion binding; cadherin binding
Source: RefSeq, a predicted model, not a curated record
UGUAGAGACCUAAGCAAAGAACAUUAAGGAACAAAAGCGGAAUGAGACCAGCUCCAGCACAGAAAACCAGUUUGCAUUAAGGUGAAGAAAGGAAUCACCGCUUUGGACUUGUUUUGUACUGCCACAAUGAGGACUUAUCAUUGCUUCUGGCUCCUCUUCUGGGCUUCUCAUCCCCACCAAAGUUCUUCCACACCAUUAUCCAAAAGAACUAGUGGUUUUGCAGAAAGCCCAAUGGUUUUGGAUCUAUCUAGAAGCAACAAGAAAGACUUUCAUCGUUCCAAAAGAAGCUGGAUGUGGAAUCAAUUCUUUCUCUUAGAGGAAUACACAGGCUCUGACUAUCAAUAUGUUGGCAAGCUUCACUCUGACCAGGACAAAGGAGAUGGUUCACUUAAAUACAUCCUUUCUGGAGAUGGGGCAGGAGACCUCUUCAUUAUCAAUGAAAACACUGGAGAUAUACAGGCCACAAGGAGGCUAGACAGGGAAGAAAAGCCUGUUUACACUCUUCGCGCUCAAGCUGUCAACAAAAGGACUGGAGUACCGGUGGAGCCGGAGUCAGAGUUCAUCAUAAAGAUUCACGACAUCAAUGACAAUGAGCCACUGUUUACAAAGGACAUUUACAAUGCCAGUGUCCCAGAAAUGUCUGAUGUAGGUACAUUUGUGGUUCAAGUCACAGCGACGGAUGCCGAUGACCCUACGUAUGGGAACAGUGCUAGAGUUGUCUACAGCAUUCUCCAGGGGCAGCCAUAUUUCUCCGUCGAGUCUGAGUCAGGCAUCAUCAAAACAGCUCUGCUGAACAUGGAUCGAGAAAACAGAGAGCAGUACCAAGUGGUCAUACAAGCCAAGGACAUGGGAGGACAGAUGGGUGGAUUAUCAGGAACCACAACAGUGAACAUCACUCUGAUUGAUGUCAAUGACAACCCACCUCACUUCCCUCAGAGUACCUACCAGUUCAAAAUUCCAGAGUCCACACCACCUGAUUCACCAGUCGGCCGGAUAAAGGCCAGCGACGCCGAUAUAGGUCCAAAUGCAGAGAUGGAAUACAGCAUCAUUGAAGGGGAUGGCUCAGAAAUGUUUGGUGUAAUCACAGAUAAGGAGACACAAGAAGGCAUCGUAACAGUAAGAAAGGCUUUGGAUUUUGAGAAGAAGAGACAGUUUACUCUGAGAGUGGAAGCUAGCAAUCCUCACGUGGAUCCCAGAUUCCUCUAUCUUGGGCCUUUCAAAGACACUACGACCAUCAGAAUUCAGGUGGAGGAUGUCGACGAACCCCCAGUGUUUAGCAAACCAGCCUAUGUACUCGAAGCAAAGGAAAAUGUCCAGAUAAACACUGUCAUAGGAAGUGUGACUGCCCGGGACCCUGACAGUGCAAGAAACCCUAUAAAGUAUUCGGUAGAUCGCCAUACUGAUAUGGACAGAAUAUUCAACAUUGAUUCUGGAAACGGUUCAAUAUUUACUUCCAAACCUCUCGACCGGGAAACGUUAUUGUGGCACAACAUUACAGUAAUAGCUGCAGAGAUCAACAACCCAAAGGAAAGCAGUCGUAUCCCGGUGUUUAUUAAAGUCCUGGAUGUCAAUGACAAUGCCCCAGAGUUUGCCAUGUUUUACGAGACCUUCGUCUGUGAAAACGCAAAGGCUGAGCAGCUCAUACAGACCCUAAGUGCCGUUGACAAAGACGAUGCUUUUGGUGGACACAAAUUUUCAUUCUCAUUGGCCCCUGAAGUAGCCAGCAGCUCCAAUUUCACCCUUCAGGACAACCAAGAUAACACAGCCGGGAUCUUCACAAGGAGAAGCAGAUAUAACAGACAUGAAAUGAACAUGUACCUCCUACCCGUGGUAAUAUCGGACAACGAAUAUCCGAUUCAGAGCAGUACAGAGACGGUGACAAUUCGAGUGUGUGCCUGUGACCAGAGAGGCAAAAUGCUCUCCUGUAACGCUGAAGCCCUGAUCCACCCUACCGGCCUUAGCACAGGAGCUCUGGUUGCAAUUCUCCUCUGCAUCAUUAUAUUGCUAGUUACAGUGGUGCUGUUUGCAGCCCUGAGACGGCAGCGGAAGAAAGAGCCUUUGAUCAUUUCCAAAGAGGACAUCCGAGACAACAUUGUCAGUUACAACGAUGAGGGUGGUGGAGAGGAAGACACCCAAGCAUUUGAUAUUGGCACCCUGCGGAACCCCGAAGCCAUAGAAGACAAUAAAUUGCGCCGAGACAUUGUGCCGGAAACGCUUUUCAUGCCGCGCCGGACUCCAGUGGUACGAGAUAACACUGACGUCAGAGAUUUCAUUAGCCAAAGGUUAAAGGAGAACGAUACGGAUCCAACAGCGCCCCCUUAUGACUCGUUAGCAACAUAUGCGUACGAAGGCAACGGCUCUGUGGCCGAAUCCCUCAGCUCCUUGGAGUCAGUGACCACAGAUGGAGACCAGGACUAUGAUUACCUCAGCGACUGGGGACCUCGGUUUAAAAAGUUGGCCGAUAUGUAUGGCGGAGCGGACAGCGAUAAAGACUCUUAAUAUGUUGCCUUUUUUUUUCAUUUCCAAGAAACAGCAUUGAAAUGUGUGACAUUGCUACUUCUUUCUAUUUAUCCACAGUUCUCUGAAAGGGUUCUCUACUCUACCAGUUCAAAUUGUUUCCGUGACUGCAGUCUUUGUGGAUCUAAUGUCAUUUCCCACCCCUACAUAUAAUUUGAGCUUCCAAGAGGCAAAUAAUGAGGAAAAACAAACUUUGUUAUUAUUAUUUUUUUUUUGUAGUGCAUCCUGUUUACCUAGGCAGUUAAACAGACACAAUGGCAAGGAAAUUGAGGGACAACAGAAACGGAAUAAUAGUUUUAACUCGUUCUGCUUAUCUUGUAAAUUGGAUUAUCUUACUGUUAUAGUUCACCAAAUAAUCUUACUGUAUUUUAAUUAUUCAGCUCAGACGUGUUUUCUGCAGAUUAUGUAUUGAAAUACCCCCAUUGUAAGGAAGUAUUGUGGUUUAGCAUAACUAUUAUCAUAAAAGGAGUGGGGUAUAGCUCUUUUUAAAGCCACAAUCUGCCUACAAGGAACUAAGAUAUUUUAAACGUUCUACUGGCCAUUCAAGCGCUAGUGUUAAUCUUGAAUUGGUC